Pelmatolapia mariae (spotted tilapia) is the source of this 6173-nucleotide messenger RNA. Its product is annotated as NLR family CARD domain-containing protein 3-like. The record is from RefSeq and is a predicted model, not a curated record. NCBI's taxonomy places the organism in Eukaryota, Metazoa, Chordata, Actinopteri, Cichliformes, Cichlidae. The transcript has 12 exons. Gene Ontology annotation, biological process: intracellular signal transduction. Gene Ontology annotation, molecular function: protein binding. The coding region runs from base 160 to 3738 and encodes 1192 amino acids.
CACAAACCCCUCCUGCCCUUGCUGUUUCCCUUUUUCUUUUCUUUUUUUUUAAUUUCUUUUCUUUUUCCUGAACUUGGCGUCGCAGAUGAUCGUCUCGGUAUGAAUGGAAGGUGAAGGUAGAAAGUGUGUGUGAGCUGUUGUGGAUGUGAAUUCAGCAGCAUGGAUCAGUGUGAGGACAGAGAGGAGGGAGUCCCUCCAUCUAAAACCACUCUGUGUGGGGAACAUGAGAGCCAGACCAAAGCUCAGAGCCCAGAGGUGCAGGGUGUACCAGGGUCUGCUGGACCUAAGCCUAAAACUAAUCCAGAACCUGGACCUGAACCCAGCUGUGUUUCCUUAAAGAGUGACCUGUCAAAGGAUAUUGGUGCUGACUUUAAAAAAGAACUUUUAUGUGACAAAGAGAUCAGUAAGAAGCCAGAAUCUCCUGGACCUGAACCCAGCUGUGCGUCUUUAAAGAGCCAUCAGUCAAAGGAUAUUGGUGAAAAAUUUAAAGGAUGUCCUUCUCCUGCCAAGAGAGUGGACCAGGAGAGAGCAGAGGUUUCCACUGGUCAGUCUGCACAGCAGCGUCAAACACACCUGGACUCUGUGUUUAUGCGGCUGGAGGACAACAUUACGAUGUUUGUGAAGAAUGAGCUGAAGAAAACCAAAAAGGUUCUGAGUCCAGAUGACCCAGAAACCAUAAGAAGCCAGAGGGAGGAUGAGGAGAUGUUUGAAGGUGAGGAUGAAGAUCAAAGAAAGAGCUGCAGAGAAGCAUUUCUGAAGAUCACAUUACACUUCUUGAGGAGACUUAGGCAGCAUGAGAUGGCUGACCAUCUGCAGAGCAAAAUAUUUGCUCCACUCUAUAAACGUGAACUUAAAGCCCAACUGAAGAAGAAGUUCCAGUGUGUGUUUGAGGGGAUCGCUAAAGCAGGAAACCCAACUCUUCUGAAUCAGAUCUACACAGAACUCUACAUCACAGAGGGAGGGACUGCAGAGGUCAAUGAUGAACAUGAGAUCAGACAGAUUGAAAUGGCAUCCAGGAAAUCAAAGGGACCAGAAAGAACAAUCAGACAAGAAGAUAUCUUUAAAUCUUCACCUGGAAGAGAUGAACCAAUCAGAACAGUGCUGACAAAGGGAGUGGCUGGCAUUGGGAAAACAGUCUUAACACAGAAGUUCACUCUGGACUGGGCUGAAGACAAAGCCAACCAGGACAUCCAGUUCAUAUUUCCAUUCACUUUCAGAGAGCUGAAUGUGCUGAAAGAGGAAAAGUUCAGCUUGGUGGAACUUGUUCAUCACUUCUUUACUGAAACUAAAGAAUCAGGUAUCUGCAGGCUUGAAGACUUCCAGGUUGUGUUCAUUCUUGAUGGUCUGGAUGAGUGCCGACUUAGUUUGGACUUCAACAAAACUAAAAUCCUGACUGAAACAAGAAAGUCCACCUCAUUGGAUGUACUGUUGACAAACCUCAUCAAGGGGAACCUGCUCCCAUCUGCUCGCCUCUGGAUAACCACACGUCCUGCAGCAGCCAGUCAGAUCCCUCCUGAGUGUGUGGACAUGGUGACAGAGAUCAGGGGCUUUACUGACCCACAGAAGGAAGAGUACUUCAGGAAAAGAUUCAGAGAUGAGGAGCAGGCCAGCAGGAUAUUCUCCCACAUCAAGACAUCAAGAAGCCUCCACAUCAUGUGCCACAUCCCAGUCUUCUGCUGGAUCACUGCUACAGUUCUGGAGGAUGUGCUGAAAACCAAAGAGAAAGGAGAGCUGCCCAAGACCCUGACUGAGAUGUACAUCCACUUCCUGGUGGUUCAGGUCAAAGUGAAAAAAGUCAAGUAUGAUGGAGGAUCUGAGACAGAUCCACACUGGAGUCCAGAGAGCAGGAAGAUGAUUGAGUCUCUGGGAAAACUGGCUUUUGAUCAGCUGCAGAAAGGAAACCUGAUCUUCUAUGAAUCAGACCUGACAGAGUCUGGCAUCAAUAUCAGAGCAGCCUCAGUGUACUCAGGAGUGUUCACACAGAUCUUUAAAGAGGAGAGAGGACUGUACCAGGACAAGGUGUUCUGCUUUGUCCAUCUGAGUGUUCAGGAGUUUCUGGCUGCUCUUCAUGUUCAUCUGACCUUCAUCAACUCUGGAGUCAAUCAGCUGGAAGAACAACAAACAAGCUCUCAGACAGAGAAAGACUUCUAUCAGAGUUCUGUGGACAAGGCCUUACAGAGCCCAAAUGGACACCUGGACUUGUUACUUCGUUUUCUCUUGGGUCUGAAAACUAAUCAAAUUUGUUUGCAAGGCCUGGUGACACAGACAGGAAGUAGCUCACAGACCAAUCGGGAAACAGUUCAGUACAUCAAGAAGAAGCUCAGUGAGAAUCUGUCUGUAGAGAAAAGCAUCAACCUGUUCCAGUGUCUAAAUGAACUGAAUGACCAUUCUCUAGUGGAGGAGAUCCAACAGUCCCUGAGUUCAGGAAGUCUCUCCACAGAUGAACUGUCUUCUGCUCAGUGGUCAGCUCUGGUCUUCAUCUUACUGUCAUCAGAAAAAAGUCUGGAUGUGUUUGACCUGAAGAAAUACUCUGCUUCAGAGGAGGCUCUUCUGAGGCUGCUGCCAGUAGUCAAAACCUCUAAGAAAGCUCUGCUGAAUAGCUGUAACCUGUCAGAGAGAGCAUGUGGAGCUCUGUCCUCCUCUCUUCAACUAGAAGACUGUGAGCUCAGAGAUCUAGACCUGAGUAACAACAACGUGCAAGACUCAGGUUUGACACUACUGUUUUCUCGACUGAAGACUACAAACUGGAAGUUGGAAACGCUCAGAUUGAGUGUCUGUAAUCUCUCAGAGAGAAGCUGUGAAACUCUGUCUUCACUUCUCAGCUCCCAGCCCUCUAGUUUGAGAGAGCUUAACCUGAGUAACAAUGACCUGAAGGACUCUGGAGUGAAAGUUUUGUCUUCUGGACUAGAAAGUCUGUAUUGUAAACUGGAAACACUCAGGCUGUCAGGCUGCCUGAUCACAGAAGAAGGUUGCAAGUCUCUAGUCUCAGCUUUUAGCCUCAAUUCUUCCCAUCUGAAAGAGCUGGACCUGAGCUACAAUAAUCCUGGAGAGGCAGGAGUGAAGAUGCUUGAGCAGCUAAGACUGGACACUCUGAGGGUGGAGCCUGCUGGAGAACAAUGGUUGACACCAGGUCUGAGGAAGUAUUCCUGUCAACUCACAAUCGACACAAACACAGUAAACAGAAACCUCAGACUGUCUGACAACAACAGGAAGGUGACACGUGUUUUAUCGAUUCCAUUAUAUCCUGAUCAUCCAGACAGAUUUGACUGGUAUCCUCAGCUGCUGUGUAAAGAUGAGCUUGAAGGUCGCUGUUACUGGGAGGUUGAGUGGAAAAGAACGGCUUGGAUAAUAGUGAGUUACAGAGGAAUCAAAAGGAAAGGAAGGAGUGAUGAGUGUGUGUUUGGUUUAAAUGAUCAGUCCUGGAGUCUCAGAUGCUCUAAUGAUGCUCAUUCUGUCUGGCACAGAAGCAUAAAAACAUCCGUCUCCUCCUCCUCCUCUGUCUCUAACAGAGUAGCAGUGUAUGUGGACUGUCCUGCUGGCACUCUGUCCUUCUACAAAGUCUCCUCUGACACUCUGAUCCACCUCCACACCUUCAACACCACAUUCACUGAACCUCUUUAUCCUGGAUUUGGGUUCUGGGCUCCAUCGGACGGUUUAGCAAAGGGUAUUAUCGACAUUUAUGGCCCUCCUUUGAAUAAACUAUUAUUUGACUUUGAGUCAGUGACUCUGUGUAGUUAGUGUUCCCCUGUUAGAGAAACCGUUCAGUCUGUACAUAUUUGUCUCUUUCACUCCGAUACACAUCAUGAGAUGUAUUAAAGAUCCUGAUAUUUAUUUUCAGUACAUUUAGAAUGAUGAAUUAAAUCAACUUUGGCAUGUCAGUGGUGGCAUUUGGAGAAUUAAAUCAUCCUUUAGAAACUAGAUAUAAAUAUUAUAUUUUCCAACAUGAUUAUUUUUCUGUGGUACAGAUGACAAUGAAAAGAUAUAAACAGUCUGCAAAUAAUAAGUUAUUAAUUCAAAUGAUUAUUAACGCCACAAGAGAAGAUUUCCUGUUAUUUGUACCACUCACUUGGUCAUGUGAUCUGGCUGUGCAGUCCAUCAUAACUGACAUCGCUUUCUACUUUGAUAUUUUCAUGGUAAAUAGACUGAUUCUUGUUUAGCACUUUUCUGCACACAUUCAUACACUGAUGGAUGAUGGGAAGGGUUAGUAUCUUGCUGAAGUAUAUUUUGCAUGCCAACUGGAGCAGCCAGGGAUUGAACCACCAACAUUCUGAUCAUUAGAUGCAUUGCUCUAUCUCCUGAGCUAUAGCCAGCCAUCAUCAAAGCUCUUCCUGUCACGGUCUGUGUGGCAGACCGUGGGGAAUGUUGGAGACAGGACCCAAACGCUGGACUUAGUGGAAAUGAGCAGUGCAUUUAUUUACAGUGAGGUAAAUGUACACCACACAAAUAAUCUCCAGAGUGCUCCCUUGACUCCCGUGACGUGUCUUCUCCCAAGUGCUGGUAUCCCGUGCUUUCUGCCCCUGUGCCUACGCACACCCCUGUGCGUCCUGCUGUCCUGUGUUCUGCUCUCCUUCUGAGGAAAAACAACAGAAGCCGACGUUAUGGCACCAACUCCAGCAGGCAUAUACAAACAGCACUUAAAACACUGACAUGGAGUCUAACUCAACGAUCCUGCGCCGGAGGAAGCUCCAUCGCUCUGUUAAGUAGCUCCCCCGACGAGCCUGAUCAGAAGCAGGUGUGUGGGAACAUAGGCGUGACCAGCAGCCGGCAGGACCACACCCAUCAGGCCUGCAGGUGGCUGUCCUUCAUCCUCCAGCCACACCCGCAGACACACACACGAACACACACACGAACACACACCAGCAUGGAACACAAAAGCACAGUGCCGCAAACAUACAUCCAAUAAUAAUAAUAAUGAUAAUGAUAAUAAUAAUAAAGGUCCACACUGUGCACGGACCCCGAGUCCCCGGAACCGGGUCCGUGACACUUCCCUGUCGUCUCAAACAUGAGGAAGACAGGGAAGAGAGUGGACUCAUUAGUAAAAUGAAAAACAGCCAAUAUUGACGUUUAAGACAAGUGAGGUAACAGAAAUACUAUAUAUAUAUGGCAGUGGUCACCAUGGCAACAUCAAUGUUGUUUGCUGCGUAUUGUAUUGAUCCUAAUCCUGUCAGCCUCAUAUCAGGAUAUGCUGUUGUUUGUAUUUGUUACCAUUUUUGUCUUUUUUUUUAACAAACUAUUUUUAUCUCUUGCCAUUGUUUGCCAGUGAGUGAAACAAAAUUUUGUUCCAUCUUUCUACAAUAAAAAAUAUCUUUAUCUUAAUUAUUGUAUGUGCAGAGUUGUAGUUACUUACAGUGACCACUAGAGGCCAGUGAUCCUAAUAGUUUUCCUUGAACCGUCCAGUUCAUCCACAUUAAUGAAGCUGUUGGUGAUUAACGCUUAUCAGUACAACUAUAAAAACAAUAUUAAACAUUUAAGUGCUCUACAAAUAGUUUGUCUGAUAUAUAUAACUCAGACGCCCUCUACAGGAAAGGGCAGAGCAGGCUGUACCUGCUGCGGAGACUCAGGUCGUUUGGAGUGGAGGGUCCACUCCUGAAGACCUUCUAUGACUCUGUGGUGGCCUCAGCCAUCUUCUAUGGUGUGGUCUGCUGGGGCGGCAGCAUCUCUGCUGGGGACAGGAAGAGACUGAACAGGCUGAUCUGAAGGGCCAGCUCUGUUCUAGGAUGCCCUCUGGACCCAGUGGAGGUGGUGAGUGACAGGAGAAUGGCGGCUAAGCUGUCAUCCCUGUUGGACAACAUUUCCCACCCCAUGCAAGAGACUCUGACAGCACUGAGCAGCUCCUUCAGUGGGAGACUGCGGCACCCACGGUGUGGGACGGAGAGAUUUCGCAGGUCUUUCCUCCCCACUGCUGUCAGACUCCACAACAAAGACUUUUGCAGCUGAUCAAACCCUCACACGUGCAAUAAAACUGCUAUAUGUGCAAUUCUUUUUCUGACGAAGUAUUGUAUUUUCUUACUCAGUUGUAUAUAGCAUUUGUAUUUCUAUUUUAUUCUAUUGUAUAUAUUAUUAUAUUCUAUUUUAUUCUAUUGUAUAUUGUAUUGUAUUUUAUUUUAUUGUAUUGCAUUCCAGUGUUUUCUAAUUUCUGCUACAUAACUGCACUUUUGCUGUAACAAAACAAA